This is a messenger RNA of Vitrella brassicaformis, 1308 nucleotides long. The record is from the annotation of a GenBank genome assembly. NCBI's taxonomy places the organism in Eukaryota, Vitrellaceae.
GGCGUGUUCGUCUGUCUAUCUGUCGUCCAUUGACUUGGUCGUGACCUGUGUGUUGCCGCGACCUAGCAACAAGGAUGGACGUCGACUUGCUGAAUCCGGAUCCCAAGGAGGAGAAGCAGAAGCACAAGCUGAAGCGGCUGAUCCAGCAGCCCAACUCGUUCUUCAUGGACGUCAAGUGCUCGGGGUGCUUCCAAAUCACCACCGUCUUCAGCCACGCCAACACAGCUGUCACCUGCCCGGGGUGAGUCAGGGAGCCAGCCGAUGACGGAGGGGAGGGGAGGGAGGCACUGACACAGACACAGACACACACAGACAGGAAAGGAGUCGAGGAGGGGCGAGAUCUGUCGUGUCUUGGGCAUGUGCGUGGCUGUGGGAGGCGUGGUGGCAUUGGGGACUCACCUGUGUGUCUUCUCUGUCUGUGUGUGUGUGUGUGUGUGUCAGGUGCAACUUGGUUCUGUGCCAGCCCACGGGUGGCCACGCCAAGCUGACCGAGGGCUGCUCAUACCGGAGGAAAACGGAGUGAUUCAUCGACGACAAUCCCACGCUGACAACGGCCAGUGACGCGACUGACUGACUGACUGGAUGACGACGAGCGACUGACGAACGGGCCCCUUCAAGCGAUGCAUCCGUACUUGUCUGCUGCCUGCCUGCCUCCCUCUCUGAUGUGUGACGUCAUGGCCCUCGUCAGGUCAGAUGGGUCGGGUCGGUGUGUGUGUGGCCGUGAAGUGUCCGCUCACAGUCUGUAGCGGCAACCAGUGGCCGCCUCGCUGACUCACUCACUGGCUGGCUGGGGGCGGAUGGGAUGGUGAGGGCGAUGCGGUGCGUGUGGAGCGAGUUGGUGGACGGAAUGGAUGGACGAGUGGGCAGGCAGGCAGGGCGCGUGAGUGGUCCGGUCCCCUGACUGAGUGACGUGCGUGUCGCGUCGCGUUGCAUGGUGUGGUGUGUGUGCAUGUGUGAGCGGCAAGACUCUCGUGCCUGCGUCAGUUAAUUUUGAAUGAAUCCGUGUUGCGUGAGCUCACAGGCAGAGAUCAGUCCUGAAACACACGUAUACCUCCUCCCAACACACUCAGACGCGCACCAACAAGGUCUGGCCGACCACCACAUCCAUCCAUCCAUCAGUCCAUCUACUCUACUUGAUUAGACUCUCAGCCAGUAUCAAUCAACAAACACCGAGACAGACACGAACACCCCACAAUGUUGGCCUCCCUCCGGAUGGUUAGCUGCUAAUGGUGCAUGGUAGACUGACUGACAUCGCGGCCGCGGUGCCGCGCUGCGCUGCGGCAGGGGUGUGUGGGAUGGACUUCUGCU